GGAAGAUGGCAUUAACGGGGGAUCGAUCUACUGCGGAAAUCGGCCGGAAUGGGGGGGAGAGAGGGGGGACUCGGCGCUUCCCUGCGGGUUCGGGAAGGUCGGUAGCAGACUGGGGGCGGCGGCACGAAUAGAGAGACGCGGAUGGAUGGGCAGCGGUGGAGGAUGUGGGCGGCGGCGACGCAACAAAUAAAAAGACCAAGUAUCCGUACUCCGUAAAAGACGCAACAAAG
This is a messenger RNA of Colletotrichum graminicola M1.001, 230 nucleotides long. RefSeq lists its product as uncharacterized. The record is from RefSeq and is a predicted model, not a curated record. The annotation marks the transcript as partial. The transcript has a single exon. NCBI's taxonomy places the organism in Eukaryota, Fungi, Ascomycota, Sordariomycetes, Glomerellales, Glomerellaceae.